AUGAACUGGAAGGUUCUUGACCACGUGCCUGUAUUGCUGUAUAUCUUGGCAGCAAAAACAUUAAUACUCUGCCUGACAUUUGCUGGAGUCAAAUUAUACCAAAAGAGAAGAUUAGACGCCAAAAUACAAAGACUGGAGGCUGAAAAGAAGCAAUCGGAGAAGAAAGAGAACUAA
Elephantulus edwardii (Cape elephant shrew) is the source of this 174-nucleotide messenger RNA. It is a transcript of the gene SMIM11, whose product is annotated as small integral membrane protein 11. The coding region runs from base 1 to 174 and encodes 57 amino acids. NCBI's taxonomy places the organism in Eukaryota, Metazoa, Chordata, Mammalia, Macroscelidea, Macroscelididae. The transcript has 2 exons. The record is from RefSeq and is a predicted model, not a curated record.